AUGUUAGAUCUAGAAAAUAUGAACUCAGGGGAAAAAGAUUUAGCUUUAUUAUGCCAAAUUUGUAAUGUAGAAAAAUAUAAAUAUCGUUGUCCAAAAUGUCAAUACAAAACAUGCUCACUAAUUUGUUGUAAGCAACAUAAGGAAGAAUAUAAUUGUGAUGGUAUAAAGCCUCCAUUUGUUCCUAUAUCAAAAUUUAGUGAAUUUAAUGAUGAAAAAAGUAUUGAAGAUCAAAAAUUUCUUCAUAACUUGUCACAAUCAAUUUUAAAGGAUAAUGAAUAUGGACAAAAAAGAAGAAAUCCUUAUAAUCAAAAUUAUGAAAAUUUUAAUUCAAAUGGUAGAAAAAAUAAGGAAAGAAAAUUGGAUGAAAGAUUUGAUGGUGAAAAUUUAAACGACAAUUUAACUGAGAUUGAUGAUAAUAAUGAUAGUGAAAAAAAUAUUAAUUAUUUAAAUAAUCAAGAUAAACAAUUAUUUUCAAAUUGCCAUAAAAAACGUAUAUGGUUACAAUAUAAUGAAGAUAAGAAUUUUGAAGGCUCAAGGUAUGAAUCAUACUCAGAUGUUAUCAAUUGGAGUAUUAAAUUAGAAUUUGUUAAAGAAUUUAAUGAUGAUGGUACAGUCAAGGUAGAGAAAUGUGAAGAUUCAAGUCAAUGUAAAACUGAAGAAGAAUUUACUAGUGGUUCAGGAGAUACUGAAAUUGAAGAACAUUCAACUUUGGAAGAUACUGAGCAAUCAUCUGAUAUAAGUAAUGCUGAGGAAACUCCAACACCUAGUGUUCAUGAGACUCCUAAAGAAUCACAGUUGAUUAAUGAAUGUUCUUCUGUUAAUGAAAAUAAAAGCGAUGAAGGUGUUUCAGAAAUAGCAGAUGCAUCACCUUUAGAAGAAGGAGAAUGUGAAGAGAGUGAUAACGAACCUCCAGAAGAAGUAAGUUCAAAAGUUGUACCUGUAGAAGAAGAGACGAAAAUUGAAUGUAUUGAACCAGAAAAAGACAAAGAAAUAUUUUAUGAAGACACUAAGGAAGUUGAAACCAAAGAAAAAGGGCGUUUCACAUACAUUGCAAGAAACAUUGUUGAAUCUAUUAAAGUUUCUACAUUAAUCAGGCAAUUUAUCAAACCAAAACCUUACGGUGUUGUGGUAAGUAAAUCAGAAUUAAACAACGAAACUAUGUCACAUUUCAUAAAUGCUGGAUUGGACAAUAUUAUUGUUUAUAUGAAAGUGCCUUUUGAAGGAAAAGAAAGAUACUAUGUUAUCGACAUGAAUAAAAGUAUCUUAGAUAAUCUAAGAAAUCGAUACAUUUUGAAUGUACCAACUUUUAUUAUCACUUUAAAUACGGAAUUUUCUAAAAUUAAAACUCUCUCUGAGAUUGAAUCUCUUGAACUUCAUGAAUACUUCAAGGGAAAAAGAAACAGACACAACAACGGAGGUAAACAAAAUAACCAUCAAAAUAAUGAUCGUAAUGCUUUUGGAAGAAAAAACUUCAAUCGUAAUCAACGGGGUAGAUUUAAUAAUAGACGAGGAAGAAAUUAG
This is a messenger RNA of Strongyloides ratti, 1521 nucleotides long. RefSeq names its product Zinc finger, HIT-type domain-containing protein. Gene Ontology annotation, cellular component: pre-snoRNP complex; nucleus. The transcript has 2 exons. Gene Ontology annotation, biological process: maturation of LSU-rRNA from tricistronic rRNA transcript (SSU-rRNA, 5.8S rRNA, LSU-rRNA); snoRNA localization; box C/D snoRNP assembly. Lineage: Eukaryota; Metazoa; Nematoda; Chromadorea; Rhabditida; Strongyloididae. The coding region runs from base 1 to 1521 and encodes 506 amino acids. The record is from RefSeq and is a predicted model, not a curated record.